Molecule: messenger RNA, 4158 nt
Organism: Aedes albopictus (Asian tiger mosquito)
Lineage: Eukaryota; Metazoa; Arthropoda; Insecta; Diptera; Culicidae
Exons: 2
Coding region: 1-4158 (1385 amino acids)
Biological process (GO): DNA integration; response to oxidative stress
Molecular function (GO): heme binding; peroxidase activity; nucleic acid binding
Source: RefSeq, a predicted model, not a curated record
AUGGCGAAGGAGGCAAAUCUCGCGAGCAUCCUCGAGCAGAUGAGCCGGUUGAUGGAGGCGCAAAGCAUCGCACAGAAGGCGCUUCUGGAACAGCUCGCGAAGCCGAAGGACAACGAGUUCUUCAUGGAGACACUGUCGAAAACCCUCCCAGAGUUCUCAUACGACCCGCAGAACGGAGUGGUUUUUGAUAAAUGGUACGCACGACACCAGGAAGUGUUCACCAAAGGAGGCGCUGCUUUGGACGAAGUGGAUCGAGUGAGAUUGCUCCUACAAAAAUUGAAUUCGGUGGACCACGACCGCUAUGUCAACUUCAUUCUGCCGAGGACCCCAAAGCAAGUUUCAUUUGCGGAUACAGUGAAGAUACUGACGGAAAUGUUUGGGCACCAGACGUCCGUGUUUUUCCGUCGAUUCCAGUGUUUACAAACACGCAAGCGAGACUGCGACGACUUUGUCACCUACGCCAGCACGGUGAACAAAGCCUGUGAAGAUUUCAGCAUUAACACCAUCACAGUGGAUCAAUUUAAGUGCUUGAUCUUCGUCGCUGGGCUGCACUCGGAGAAAAACAAGGACAUUCGAACGAGGCUACUGGUGAAGAUGGAAGGUGAGACGGCAGCGGAUCCGAUGACUCUCAAGAAGUUGCUGCUGGAGUGUCAGCAAAUGGAUAAUCUCAAACACGACACAGCUGUUAUUGAGAAUCCAAAAGCUGUCACGUUCGCUGUCUGUGAUGCAGUGCAGAACAACGAAGUGCGAAGCAAUCGGACUCCCAACUGGACAUCGGAGAAGAAGAAGCAGACAACAUCCAAGACCCCGCGGCGACCGUGUUGGCAGUGCGGGCAAAUGCACUUUGUUGCUGACUGCUCGUAUACAACGCACACCUGCCGCAGCUGCGGAAACGUGGGGCAUAAGGAAGGAUAUUGUGGGUGCUUCUCCAAACCGGGAGAAUCCGCAGCUCCUGUAUCGAGACAGUACCACCCAGCGGAAAAAGGAAGAAAGCUAAGCCCAAGAAGAAAGCCGAUCAACAGUUCCAUUCAAAGACUAGGACAUCCGGAGAAGCGGUCAACGGAUCUGAAGGUGUCUACAGCGUCAGGCAAACCGCUACCACUGGAUUCGGAGUUCGAGUGUCAAGUCACAUUGAAUGAAACCACCAAGCGAUCGGUGUGCUACGUGACGCCAGUGAAAGGAUUCAACGUGUUCGGCAGUGACCUGAUGGAUCUUUUUGGACUAUACGACGUUCCAAUCAACGCGUUUUGCAAGCUGGUCUCAAGCGAAGCUGAAUCGGAGGCGUAUGCGAAUGCUUUGAAGGCUAAAUUUCCAGCGGUGUUCCAGGAAGGGCUCGGUCUGUGCACCAAGACGAAGGUUCAUCUCUUUCUGCAACCUGGUGUUACGCCGGUUUUCAAACCCAGGAGGCCGGUGCCGUUUCACUCCCAACGGCUGGUUGAGAAGGAGCUACAGCGACUACAGAACCUUGGCGUUAUCGAACCGGUAGAAUUUUCGAAUUGGGCUGCACCCAUUGUUGCAGUUCGAAAGGCACAGCGAGAUGCGGAAGGCGAUCCAGUUAUCCGCGUUUGCGCGGAUUAUUCUACCGGGCUUAAUGCAGCACUUGAGGCAAACAAAUUUCCGUUACCGACACCCGACGAUAUUUUUGCGAAACUGGCCGGCAGCCAGUACUUCAGUGUGCUGGAUUUAUCAGAUGCCUAUCUUCAGAUGGAGGUCGACGAGGAUUCACAAAAGCUGCUGACGGUGAAUACCCACAAAGGACUCUUCAAGUAUAAGCGGCUCCCUCCGGGAGUGAAGUCGGCUCCUGGAGCCUUUCAGAAGGUGAUCGACAACAUGAUCGGUGACCUGGAAGGAACGGAAUCUCUGCUCGACGACGUUAUCGUUUUCGGAAAAACUCGAGCCGAGCACGAUCGGAAUCUCAACAACACUCUUCAACGGAUUCAGGAGUUCGGAUUUCGACUGAAGCUCGAGAAGUGCAAGUUUGGCGUGACUCAGGUAAAGUACUUGGGACACAUCAUCAGUCGUGAUGGUCUACGCACAGAUCCCGAAAAGGUAAGAGCUAUUCUACAAAUGCCUCCACCCAAGAACGUGACGGAGCUACGAUCAUUCUUGGGCGCAAUAAAUUAUUACUCGAAGUUCAUGAAGGAAAUGCACCUUUUGCGCAAACCUUUGGACGAUUUGCUACAAAAAGACAAGAAGUGGGUCUGGACCGACGAAUGCCAGCGUUCGUUCGUGAGGUUUAAAGAUCUGUUACAAUCGGACUUGAUGCUUACACACUAUAAUCCUAAACUGCAGAUUGUAGUGGCGGCAGAUGCUUCGAACACAGGCAUCGGAGCGACUAUUCGACAUCGGUUCCCUGAUGGUACCGAGAAGGUGAUUCAACAUGCUGCAAGGUCAUUGACACCGACGGAGCGCGCUUACGGGCAGAUAGACAAGGAAGCUUUGGCGCUAGUCUACGCCGUGACCAAGUUUCAUCGGAUGCUCCUUGGGUGGCCAUUUAUUCUCGAAACAGAUCACCAACCUCUUCUUCGCAUAUUUGGCUCGCACAAGGGAAUACCAACACACACCUCGAACAGAUUGCAGCGGUUCGCCUUGACUAUGUUAUGCUACGAUUUCAAGAUCGAAUACGUUAGUACGACCAAGUUCGGGUAUGCAGACGUUCUCUCCAGACUCAUCAGUUCGGCAGCGAAACCGGAGGAGGACUAUAUCAUUGCUUCGGUGAAGUUGGAGGAAGACCUUCUAGCUGUGCUAGAGCAAUCAGUCAACAACACUCCAGUCACAGCCAGGAUGAUUGCGACGGGUACGAAGCAGAACAGGGUACUCAACCAAGUGCUUCAGAACAUCGAGUGUGGAUGGCCAUCAGAAGUAAACGAUCCGGAGAUCAAAGCGUUCUACAACCGGAAAGAAAGCUUGACGGUAGUCCAGGGCUGUAUUCUCUUCGGGGAUCGCGUAGUAGUUCCUCAGCUCUAUCAAAACCGGAUUUUACAGCGAUUGCACCACGGACACCCGGGCAUAGUACGAAUGAAGUCAUUAGCCAGAAGUUUUGUCUUCUGGCCUGGAAUUGAUGGGCAGAUUGAAGCGUUCGUAAAGCAAUGCAAGAAUUGCGCAUCGGUGGCUAAGUCUCCAGCUCACGCAGCACCAGAAGCAUGGCCGACUCCAUCUGGGCCAUGGCAGCGACUGCACAUUGACUUCGCGGGACCGAUUGAUGGUCUUUGGUUCUUGAUCAUUGUUGAUGCGUUCUCUCGUUGGCCGGAGAUCUAUCCGACGAAGACAACGACUGCGAAGGCUACAAUACAGUUUCUUCGAAACACUUUCGCACGUUUGGGGCUUCCGUUGACGAUUGUUUCAGACAACGCUCCCCAAUUUACUUGCGACGAAUUCGAAUCCUUCUGCAAGACAAACGGAAUCGUUCAUCUUCUAACCGCCCCCUACCACCCGCAAUCUAACGGGCAGGCGGAGCGAUUUGUAGACUCGAUGAAGCGGGCACUCAAGAAAAUCAACAAGGGAGAACCUCUCCAGGAGACGUUGGAUGUAUUUCUAGCCACGUAUCGUUCGACGCCGUGCGGAUCCACCGGACAAAAAUCACCCAGCGAAAUGAUGUUCGGUAGACAGAUGCGAACGACACUCGACCUACUGCGACCAGUGAGCAAAUCGACACACAUGUUUGAAUCUGGGAAGCUGAGCAACAUUAAGCAACCGAGACAGUUCAACGUUGGCGACUUGGUGUACGCGAAGGUGCACAAAGGAAACGAUUGGUAUUGGGAAGCAGGAAAAGUUAUCGAAAGGAUUGGAACUGUAAACUACAAUGUUUGGCUGAGUGGACAACGAUGCGGCUUAAUCAGAUCUCACGUCAACCAACUUCGUCAUCGACACGUGGCGAUGAACCAAAACGAAAAUGAGGUUUAUUCGACGAAUGCACCAUUACCAUUGUCAGUGUUGUUGGACGAAUUCAACAUCGGUCCGCGACCAACGGUAAAUGAACCGAGAGCUCUUGCUCAACCUGAACAAGUUGAGCUGCAGGAUCAGCAACAACCAGUUCCCGGCCCGGAUCAAGAGUCACCACAACGCGCUGCUGUCGGAAGCCGCAUACCCGUGGCUACAACUUCUCGUGGACGACCAGUUCGACUUCCUCCUAGGUUUGAGCAUUACGUUAUGUCCUGA